AUGGGCGAUCGAUUUUACGGUGAUUUGGAAAUCGCGCUGUCGUCGUACUCGUUGCCGAGCACCGAUGAUUAUUACAACGAAGAGGACGGGGAAAUGGAAGGAGAGUACGAGGAGGAGGGAGACGAUUAUGUGGAAAUUGACGAGAAAUCGAAUGAAUUGGCUUGCCCGUUUUGUAUCGAUGAUUUUGAUGUUCUGGGUUUGUGUUGCCACAUUGAUGCCGACCACCGCAUGGAGGUUAAACCAGGGAUAUGUCCCGUUUGUGCUACAAAGGUGGGCAUAAACAUGGCUUCGCAUGUAAUAACUCAGCAUGAGAGUUUUUUAAAGAUAUCCUUUUUGGAAUGUGUUCGCAUGAUGGCUAUGGCUGUAGCUUGUUAA
Molecule: messenger RNA, 375 nt
Organism: Striga hermonthica
Lineage: Eukaryota; Viridiplantae; Streptophyta; Magnoliopsida; Lamiales; Orobanchaceae
Source: the annotation of a GenBank genome assembly